AAAAGAAGAAGAAGGAAAAAAAAGAGUUUUGCCACCAAAUCAAAAGUCAAUGAAUGUUGUUGAGGGCAGUGGGAAUACAUCUUGCAUAUGUGGUGGGCUUUUGGAGAAUUCUCCCCACUAAAGUGAAAGUUCUCAUAAAUAGACCCCAAGUGAGACGAACAACACCCAGUAUCUGUGUGCCUUUUAGCGAAAUCUGUAGUUUUUUCUGGAUUUUCUUUGAAAGACAAUAACUACAUAUAAUCCACAUACAUAUAUGAUACGAAUAGCAAAAAAAAAGAAGGAAAAUUAACCAAAUAGUGUAAAUGGAUAUAGCAAGUGUGAGGGUGUAAAAAUUAAGACUUGUAAAAAAGAAAAGAAAUAUCUUUCAUCAUAAAUAAUUAAUUAUAAGUAAUUUAUCCAAAUAUUGGUACGACCAAUAGAGAUGGUGCGUGUCUCAAGCACGAUUUUUAUAAUCGUGACCUCUGUGAUUUUAGUUGUUGCCAAUGAAGAAAUAAAUCUUCGGGUAAAGAGACAAGAAGAGGAUCCGGAAGGGCCAGAUGUUGGAUCAAUUGAGGAAUUAUGUCACGAUAGACCUGCCGAUGAAUACUUUCGUUUAACAACGGAAGGUGAUUGCAGAGAUGUUGUUCGGUGUGACAAUGCGGGUGAAAAUGGGAUCACUCGACUGGCCACAGUUCGAUGUCCCAUCGGACUAGCAUUUGACGUUACUCGUCAGACAUGUGACUGGAAGUCAAAUGUAAAAAAUUGUGACCAAUUAGGCAAACCACGUAAAGUUCUUCCAAUUUUGAAAACGGAUGAACCCGUUUGCCCCGAAGGACGCUUGUCCUGUGGAAAUGGAGAAUGUGUGGAAAAGGAACUUUUCUGCAAUGGAAAACCCGAUUGCAAGGAUGAAUCCGAUGAAAAUGCCUGCACUGUGGAUCUAGAUCCAAAUCGAGCACCUGAAUGUGAUCCAACACAGUGUAUCCUUCCGGAUUGUUUCUGCUCUGCUGACGGAACACGUAUCCCGGGGAAUAUUGAACCACAGCAAGUCCCCCAAAUGAUCACAAUCACCUUCAAUGGUGCCGUUAAUGUUGACAACAUUGAUUUGUACGAAGACAUUUUCAACGGGCAACGUCAGAACCCCAAUGGAUGCCAGAUUAAGGGAACCUUCUUUGUUUCACACAAAUACACCAACUAUUCGGCUGUUCAGGACCUCCAUAGGCGUGGACAUGAGAUUUCGGUGUUCUCACUGACGCACAAAGAUGAACCAAACUACUGGACGCAUGGAACCUACGAUGACUGGCUUGCUGAAAUGGCCGGGGCUAGGCUCAUCAUUGAGCGCUUUGCAAAUAUAACUGAUGGCUCCAUCAUUGGCAUGCGUGCGCCAUAUUUGCGCGUUGGCGGGAAUAAGCAAUUUGAAAUGAUGGCCGAUCAAUUCUUCGUGUAUGACGCCUCGAUCACUGCAUCCCUCGGGCGUGUUCCCAUCUGGCCGUACACCCUGUACUUCCGCAUGCCGCACAAGUGCAAUGGAAACGCCCACAACUGCCCAUCGCGAAGUCAUCCCGUCUGGGAGAUGGUAAUGAAUGAACUGGAUCGUCGUGAUGACCCGACAUUCGACGAAAGCCUUCCGGGUUGCCAUAUGAUCGACUCCUGUUCAAACGUCCAAACUGGCGAACAGUUCGGACGUCUUCUGCGACACAACUUCAACCGUCACUACAACACCAAUCGUGCCCCAUUGGGACUCCACUUCCACGCAUCCUGGCUCAAAUCCAAAAAGGAAUAUCGCGAUGAACUCAAUAAAUUCAUUGAGGAAAUGCUGGGACGCAAUGACGUCUUCUUCGUCACCAUGCUCCAAGUUAUUCAAUGGAUGCAAAACCCAACGGAAUUGAAUGCCCUUCGUGAUUUCCAAGAAUGGAAGGAGAAGUGUGAUGUUAAAGGGCAACCCUACUGCUCUCUCCCCAAUGCCUGCCCCCUGACAACAAGAGAACUCCCCGGGGAGACUCUCCGUCUCUUCACAUGCAUGGAAUGCCCCAAUAACUAUCCCUGGAUUCUUGAUCCAACAGGAGAUGGAUUUUCUGUGAAAUAAUUUAAGAGAGUCAAAAGACACACACUUAGGAACUUUUCCUAUCUAUUUUUACUACACUUUUAUACGAAUAAUGAGACACUGGAGUAACACAGCAGCACCGGCUAAAAAAAUGGUGUCUGUAACAAGAAUCCUAAGUAUACAUAUUACGUUCGGCGUGGUUUGCGACUACGAUCAGUUGAGGUUAUGUGGGUGUCAAGAUACAGAAUGUUAAUCUUCAAAACCUGAAGAAGGAGACAGAAAACCUCCGAAAUGUCACAGAAAAAUUGAGGUUAUAUUCCGUAUUUUGACAGGAAAAUAAAACAAUACAAUUUCACCAUUCGAACUGACUUUGAAUCUUCUCUUUAGCUUACAAUAAGUUGCAAAUAUAGGAAAUAUUCUUUUUAUAACAAUUAAAAGUAACAUCACAAAUAAAAUUUUAAACAAAAAAGUGGGUAAUUUUCAUCUUCAAAUCAAUAAAUUGUUUUUUUGUUUUAUAAUUUUCGUUAUUCUACGACGACUUAUGUCUUUUUGUAUCAAUUUUUAUGAUUUUUAUUAAAUAAAAAGUCGCUGAAGGUCUAAAAACAAA
This is a messenger RNA of Lutzomyia longipalpis, 2627 nucleotides long. It is a transcript of the gene verm, whose product is annotated as chitin deacetylase 1. Gene Ontology annotation, biological process: carbohydrate metabolic process. Lineage: Eukaryota; Metazoa; Arthropoda; Insecta; Diptera; Psychodidae. Gene Ontology annotation, cellular component: extracellular region. The transcript has 5 exons. The coding region runs from base 422 to 2062 and encodes 546 amino acids. Gene Ontology annotation, molecular function: protein binding; chitin binding. The record is from RefSeq and is a predicted model, not a curated record.